CAUCUUUGAAAUCAGCUGUAAACCCACGCUGUAAACGUCGCUGUGGCGCCCCCUCGGGGAUCUUCCGUUCAUUUAUGAGUAAGUUGACUCGUAAGCAAGGCCUGACUAAUGGCGCGAAUAGGUUAAGUUACAGUAGUUGCAAGAGUUCCAAAGAAAACGUUGAAAUUUCCAGCACUUGGAGCUGAUUUUCAAUGAAAAUUAUACACGAGCCACUGCGGUAUGCCCAUGAGGAAGGGCAUACAGAUGUGUGUUAUUCUGCAGAUGGAGAGCACUUUAUCACCUGUGGAGCUGAUGGAGAUGUUCGGAUAUGGUCAGUGGAUGAAAUGGACGAUCCUAAUCACACAUGUGUGGGCGAAUUGGCUCUAAGCGUGUGCCAGAAGGAUGAUAAAAUUUACACUUCCACUGGAAACAAUGAAAUUCAAAUUCUCACACAUCCAGCAGGGGAACGAGAUGGAGUGUUCACCAGGGCUACAGAUCCUUUUAAUCAGAUUGUGAUUUGCAGGAACAAGAACUUUGCAGCCGUAGCAGGCGAAGGCAUGUCUGUAACUCUAAUGGACCUGGAUACUUCAGUAGCAAAGAUUUCUCUUAGUGAUUUAGGAGCGCCUUGUUUAAGUGUAGCGAUUUGUCCCAAUGCGGCCAAACUGGCUGCCUCCACUGGAGACGGCAAGUUGCGCAUUUGGGACGUGGAAUCCUACUCUCUCCUCAAGGAAAUAUCCUGUUUUCCUAAAGUCAAUAGCUUUGCAAACGCAAAAAAUUUGUGUCGUCUGGAUUUUGAACCAAAGCACGGCGAACUGUUGGCUUAUCCCCUGAAGAACGUGGUGAAACUUCUCAACACAACUACAUGGGCGGAAGAGGAACUAAAAUGUCCAGAGGUGGAUGCAGAUUUCUCAGUGUUACAGUAUUCAAGCUGCGGCAAGUAUUUAGCAGCAGCGUCACUUAAAGGCGACUUUGUGAUAUGGGAGACAUUAAAGAAAACAGUCUUUCAGACUUCAAAGCACGAUGCAUCGAAUGCUAUUUGUGGACUUAUGUGGAAUCCUAAAGGAAAUGGGGAAAUUGUCUAUACAGACGUGGAAGGCCAGGUCAGUAUCAUGUCCAACUGCUCAAGACUGCAGCCUGUCGAUAACGAGGAAAUAUCGACCGAAGUGGAAAAGGUUGACGAAAACGGCUUUACAGAGAACGAUGUCGAUUUUGGCGAUUUUCUGGAAGAGGAAAAGAACGAAGACACUGAUCGAGCCUCGCCGGAGGUUCUAGAUUUUGGCACCCUUGACAGUCCUGAUCCCGAUGCACGCAGCGUGGAUGAAAUAGCUUCAUCUCCAGGCAGCACGAGAAGACCGCGAACUCCAGACGUUCCAAUGCAGUCGCCCUUUAUGCCUACAUCCACUCCAGAGCAUCUGGAUCCUCGAUACCUCUGCUGGAAUGAUGUGGGAGUCGUAAAAGGCUACGGGCUAAACUCGGGAGACGAAGCAAACCAGAAAACCAUUGAAGUCGAGUUCCAUGACUCCACUUUCCAUAACAGCAUGAUGCUGCAGAAUUUUCAGGACUACACCAUGGGUUCAAUUGGAAAAGGAGCUCUAGCGGUAGCCAAUUCUAGCCAAAUCAUGGUGAUUCCGCUGGCAGUCAGCAACAAAGAGUGGUACUUAAAAGUGGAGGAGUAUGAGGAAAUAGUGCUGGUGGCAGCCUCCGAAAGUAUGGUCUGUUUUGCCAUGUCCAACUAUCUAGUGAGAGUUGCCACGAUUUUUGGGACCCAGAGAGGGAUAGUGUCCGUGCCUGGACCUCCUGUGUGUAUGGCGGCGUUCAAAAAUGCCUUACUAGUCGCUUAUCAUGCCGGUCCAGUGAGAAACAGCGACCAAAACAUCAUUAUAAAAUUAUUCAAGUUUGAAGGCCUGAACGUGGACUGUUUCGAGCUGGGGUCGGCUUUAGGCCCGGAAUCUACGUUAUAUUGGCUAGGAUUUUCUGAUAUUGGCACACCAGGAAUGAUGGAUUCUUUGGGGAUGCUCAGUCUUUUCCCUCCAAAGUGCAACACUUGGAUUCCUUUCUGUGAUACCACUAAGCAUCGUAGAAGUCCAGGCGAUGGAUUUUUCGUAACAACAAUAUUCGAAUCGAAUCAAACAAUUGGCGCAAUCCGUUGUAAAGGGACGGUUUAUCCGGGCUUCGUACCGCGGCCCACGGUGUGUGAGCUCGCCAUUGAGCCCCCAUUUGCUGAAACCGCGACCGAUAAAACCCAGAUGGAAAUGAACAUGUUCACGUGGUCGAACUUGAACAUCCAGGAUACGGAGCGGAAAUAUAAAGAGACUGCCUUGAAAAUUUUUGCGCUGGCCUGCAAAAAUGACCUGGAUCAAAGAGCGUUUGAGUUCAUGCAACUGGUGGGCAAUCAACAGAUUUUGAACUUGGGGCUGAAAUAUACCACGAAAUUGAACAAGAGGAGACUGAGUGAGAAGCUGAUGGAUUUGGCUGCAGUGCUGCAGGAAGAGAAUGGAGAUGCCGAUGACACUCCCAAGUCGUUUCAUAGCGUGGUUUCAACGACUGAAAUGCAAAUGCCUGCGCAAGCAGUAAUUAAGCCCAGAGUGGGGAAGCUGAGCAUCUCGAAACUAACGCCCAAAACCAAGAAGACCAAACAAGAGGGAAGCCAGCAAGAUUUUGAAACGAAUGCGCCCAUUAGCAAUGAAAACAAUCUUUCAGCGGUUAACAGUCAGGAUUCGCUUUUCAGCGAAGAUCAGUCGGUAUCGGAUGAAACUCUCAAGGCCUAUGAAGUUGUAGAAGUACCGCGAAACCCGUUUUUAAAAAAGCAGCCAACAGAAAAGGCGAGAGACGACUUAAAUGAGACCAAAAGUCUCACCCCAAUAUUUAAUCCAUUUUUGAAGAAGGCAAAGAAAACGGGCAGCGCUAGUCCCUUGAGUUUAACAGACAAGAAUGCGGGAAUCAGUUAUGAAACGCCCGACGCCAAACAGAAAAGUACUGAGGUUGGAGAGAAGAGAAGAUUGGCGGACGCCGAAUCGGAAAAGCCAGUAGGAAAACAGCGAAAACUCAACCAAUUUAUGUUUUCCAAACGACAAUGAAAAUGAGUAAGUAAGUGGGUACAGAAUAAAUUAUUUUUUUACUAUCGUUUAAUCUUUGAUAUUAUGGAAGACAAGGGUGGAAAAAAUAAACGGUGAACCUUG
This is a messenger RNA of Dendroctonus ponderosae (mountain pine beetle), 3158 nucleotides long. It is a transcript of the gene Ctf4, whose product is annotated as WD repeat and HMG-box DNA-binding protein 1. Gene Ontology annotation, cellular component: nuclear replication fork. The record is from RefSeq and is a predicted model, not a curated record. Gene Ontology annotation, molecular function: protein binding; chromatin binding. Gene Ontology annotation, biological process: DNA repair; DNA-templated DNA replication; mitotic cell cycle. The coding region runs from base 192 to 3056 and encodes 954 amino acids. NCBI's taxonomy places the organism in Eukaryota, Metazoa, Arthropoda, Insecta, Coleoptera, Curculionidae. The transcript is spliced from 14 exons.